AUGUCCAAGCUUAUUUGCGUCGUCGGCGCCACCGGCAACCAAGGCGGCUCCCUCGUCGCCGAUGCUCCGGGCAUCGAGGUGGUGGCCGCCGAUCUCGACGACGUCGCCACGCUCGAGUCGGCCUUCAAGGGCGCCCACGUCAUCUUUAGCGUCACCAACUACUGGGAGCCCUUUAUGCGCCCCGACUACCGCGCCAAGGCGUCGGAACAGGGCAUCACCUGCCGUCGCAUCGCGUACGAUGUCGAGUAUCGCCAGGGCAAGAACAUUGCUGAUGCGGCGGCCACCACGGCGGAUACGCUCGAGGUUUUCCUCGUGUCGACGCUGAGCCAUGCUGGCAAGGCCACGGGCGGCAAGAUCACGGAGCUGUACCACUUUGAUGCGAAAGCCGACAUCUUUCCCUUGUACCUCGAGGAAAACUACAACAUCUUGCCAGAGUCGUACUUUAAAAAGAAUGCCGACGGGAGCUUCAAAAUGCGGUUCACCACGAAUGCCCCCGGCAAGGCGUACAUGGCCGCCGGCACCUUUUGCUCAUGGCGCGAAUGGAUCGAGACCUGGGGAAAGAUUGUUGGCGUUGACGCGAGUUACGAGCAGGUCUCCCAGGAGGAGCUGAUUGCUUCCGCGUUCGAUAGGGACCUUGGGAUCGAGGUAACCCACAUGUUUGAUUAUACCUCGGAGCCGGGCUAUGACGGAGGGUAUGACCUGCUCACGGCCAAGGACUUGGUAGAGAAUGGCAUUGAGUGUCCCAUGACUUCGUGGGAAGACUGGGCGAAGAAGAACGACUGGACCACCGUUCUCUCCAAGUAG
This is a messenger RNA of Parascedosporium putredinis, 804 nucleotides long. Lineage: Eukaryota; Fungi; Ascomycota; Sordariomycetes; Microascales; Microascaceae. The record is from the annotation of a GenBank genome assembly.